Messenger RNA from Drosophila melanogaster (fruit fly), 1631 nucleotides. RefSeq lists its product as uncharacterized. The record is from RefSeq and is marked reviewed. The transcript is spliced from 3 exons. Bases 658 to 1461 code for a protein of 267 amino acids. Gene Ontology annotation, molecular function: peptidase activity; serine-type endopeptidase activity; hydrolase activity. Gene Ontology annotation, biological process: proteolysis. Lineage: Eukaryota; Metazoa; Arthropoda; Insecta; Diptera; Drosophilidae.
CACUGCUGUUAAUGGACACCCAAUCUAUCUCAGCUGUUUUACCUUGACUUUGUUUACAUUUUUCGAGUUUAUUAGCAUUUAAACAAAGUUUAAUCAUAAAUAAAAUGGCCUCUGCGACCAGUUCAAGUGCUCGGCAUUUAUUCGACGAGUCUAAGAAGCGAUUGUGUGUCCGCGUGGGUGAGAAUGCAAAUAAUUUGGGUUCUGUGGCCCGACAAGUAGUCCGAGGUUCCAAGAGCAAUGAGAUUAUGCACCAAACCCUGAAGAACUUCACCCAAGUGGACGUGGUCUCGGAUUACAGCCACCAGAAUCUGCAGAAGAUGACGCUGAUUCUGCAGCACGUGGGCUACCAGUACGAUGUGAUGCAGGACAGUGUCAACCACUUGGAUUACCUCAAGGAGCAGGUGACGGCCAUGGAAAGAUGAUUGGAAGAGCAAAAGCCUAGACACUAGCAGCACCCUUGACCUCCGCCAUCUGUUUAAUUUGUCCCAAGCCAUCUAUCCAUAAAUAUCUAUAAAUCCCGAAAGAUAGUCCGAGAAGGUCAGGGGCCACCAAAAGAGUUGGGUCCGCCGAUAAGAUAAGCCGUGUGUCUUGGAGUUCCCUUAUAAAAGACCUGAACCACAGUGAUUUCCAUCACAGUCACGGGCAAUCAAAGAGAAAAUGACGAGCUUGGAUUUCAGACUGGCAGUAGCUCUCUGGCUAAUCUGUACGUCGGCUGCCCAGAACUCCACGGAUGUCGAACAGGAUGGCCGCAUUGUCGGCGGCUGGGAGACGCACAUCACCUUCUUUCCGCACCAAGUAUCCCUGCAGUUGGGCACCCGGCAUGCAUGCGGUGGAACCAUCAUUUCGCCCAACAUCAUCUUGACUGCUGCUCACUGUGUGCUGGAGUACAGUAAACCGCAAUAUUACGUGAUUCGAGCCGGAUCUAGCGAUUGGACGAAGGGCGGCAGCUAUAUUCGCGUCAAAAAGAUCAUUCCGCAUCCUGAGUUCCAUGACCCCACGAGGAUGAACAAUGACAUUGCCAUUGUUCAGCUGCAGCAACCCCUUGUCUAUAGUCAGGAUAUACGACCCAUAAGCUUGGCCACCAGUAAGGACAUCAUUAUGCCGACCGCACAGCUUUUUGUAAGCGGCUGGGGCAGCACGUCGAUCUCACAAAUGCAGCCGGAAAAGCGUCUUCGCUACACCGUUGUCCAUCUGAGAGAUCAGAACCAGUGUGCCAGAAACUAUUUCGGAGCUGGCACCGUGACCAACACCAUGUUCUGCGCGGGAACUCAGGCGGGAGGAAGAGAUAGCUGCCAGGGAGAUUCGGGCGGUCCACUUGUCACAUCUAUAGAUGGCCGUCUAAAGCUCUACGGCAUUGUGUCCUGGGGAUUUGGAUGCGCAAACGCCAUGUUUCCUGGAAUUUACACAAAAGUUUCGGCCUAUGACGACUGGAUAGCGCAGACAAUUGAGGAGCUGGUCUAGCCUAAUUUUAAACUGUAUUACAACAUAGAAAUAAUGGUCAAAACCACUGCUAAGUUUAAGUUAUAACGUAAUCCCAUAUAUACUAAUACGAAAUCUAAUACUUAAGACUUUUCACCUCUGUAAAUGAACCGUAUUAAACGCUAAUAACUUGCUAAUUUCAAGUUCAGAUG